AUGGCUGAUUCGGCCUGGGCGGACAAUUCUCAGGGCAACCUGUGCGCGGAACACUUGAUCCGCGUGCACGAGGCCCUUAAAGCGAUCCGCGACUGUUCUGUUUUUGACGGGAUCGAUGCGGCAGAACCGCUCACGAUUGCUCAGGGCGGGCAUCAAGAGCCUUUCGCGAUCGGCCAAGCUGUCAAGGUCUUCCAGAGGGAUGCCACAGCCCACUACUCCUGCGGCGGGAACUUCUUUUGGUGCGAUCAAGUCUGGAUGGCAAACCAUCGGGUUCCGAUCAACAAAGGGCAGGUGCAGGAAAUCCAGCGCUUUUACCUGCCGCCCAUGGAUCCACCGAAAGAAUUCACGUAUGAAGUCGUUGCGGCUGUUUCGGCCGCCUGUGACGAAGAAUUUCACAAGAAAGGCAGCUUUCAGCGGCUGUCUCCGGCCGAGCCCUGCCAUGCUCUGUUGUUUUCCAUCCACGAGGCUAUCUCCGCAAAGGCACCUGAACCUAUUCUUCGUCGAUGGAAAGAACUGCUGCUCACCACACCGUUUCGCUUUGAGCUCGUCCCACAGGGUGAAGCAAGAUUUUGGCGUGCUCAAAACCUACGGGAGGAAAUGGUUGAGCGUGGCAUCACUGUUCGGCUUUCGGUGCGGCAGCGGAUCUACGACGUAGCAGGCUUCAAAGCCAGCAAGGAGGCUGCCCUGAAAACUACACUGGGGGCUGCCGCCGUGGCCAGUGCCUAUCAGAAGCACCUGAAAGCUUCGGCUGGCUCCGAGAUCAUCUCGGAAUCAUUCGUGGACAGCGCCAUAACCGUGCACGACAGACUGCUGAGUAUUCCAGCUUGCAGUGUUUUGCUGGAGGAGCUGGAUGCCCAGUACUUGAAGGGCAACCCACUGUCCAGCAUCUAUGCUUUCCAAGCCAUCAUUGACAAGGCACAGACCCCACAGCACAUCACUUGGGCAGUGGAAGGAAUGAUAGAUGGUUUUCGCAAAGGCUUCGUCGAGCCAGGCUUCUUCGCCGUGAGCAAGCUGCGAGACGCUCGGAACAGCUACGUGGAAAUCUUGAAGCUCAAGCUGGCCGUGAAGAACCACUUGCUCGAGGAAUGGCUCACUGGAAGCACGUUUCCGGGCAAAACCAAAGAAGACCUGCGGUCAGCUUUCAGCAGCUUCACUCACGUACGAAGCAAGUACAGCCCAUACAAAGAAGAAACUCAGCCUGAUACGGCCUGGAUCUUGGGCGCAAAAGACUCAGUUGUUCUGGCAGCAGAACUGCUGGAACAGCUAGUGUACCUUGACACUUUUGAUGGCCGGUACAGGGAUGCGCUGAAAUCGAAGCAUGAAUGCGCUGACGUGCUCGGUUAUCCCACAUCGUCGACGGGCACUGGUUCGGCUGCUUCGGCCGCAGAAGAGGCCAAACUCACGAAAGACGAACAACAACAAUGGAGGCAGUUCAUGCUCAAGACUCUUCGCAGUCAAGUUCGCUUCGUGUCCGACCACAAAGCCGCUUCCGACCUUGAACAAGCCAUCCGCGACUGCCCGUUUUCGAAACUCAAGGGGGACCCGACGGGUCUGGUGCUGUUACACUUCGAUGUGAAAAAGUUCGGUGAGUCUGCGACCAGGCCAGACCUUCGUCUACCGCCCCUUCGGGAUGGACCGUACACACGCCUCGUCCGUGCCGUCAUGACGGCCAGGCAGAGCGAAGGCUCAGCAGCGGCUUUGCAGCCAGGCGAAGUCGCAGUGUUGCUGGACGGCUUCAAGAAGGGCGCCAAGCAAAAGCUUAUCAACCCUUGGAAAGACGGCACCCGCAAAGAAGCCAAGGCGAAAGGGUCUACUAAAGAAGACGAGGAUGAAGAUGAUGGCGACGGGGAUGACGACGACUGCGAGGAGGAGGAAGACGCACGGCCGAACCUGGUCUGUGACUUGCUGCAGAUUGGCUACACCGAAGCGAGCCUAAACGCCCGACGCCAAAAAAAACGAGGCACAUGCACGAUCAAACAGAUUGAGUGGGCGCACGGAGCGCAAGCAUUACGGGCCGGGGUCAAGCACAGGCGACCUCAUCUCAGGAGUGGACCUGCCGAAACUGUCCACUGA
This is a messenger RNA of Symbiodinium sp. CCMP2592, 2073 nucleotides long. The record is from the annotation of a GenBank genome assembly. NCBI's taxonomy places the organism in Eukaryota, Dinophyceae, Suessiales, Symbiodiniaceae.